UCGCCUCCCGCGCUGCUGUCCCCGGCUCCGCCGAGCGCACUCCCCCGACGCCGCAGCCGCGAGCCGGGCAGCGCCGGACGCCGAGAUGAAGGUGCUGGGACACAAGAUCGAGCUGCUGACAGGGCUCCUGCUCCACGACGUGACCAUGGCCGGCCUGCAGGAGCUGCGAUUCCCCGAGGAGAAGCCACUGCUCCGGGGCCAGGACGCCGCGGAGCUGGAGAACUCUGACUCCUUCCUCUUGGCUGUGGACACAGACUGGAAGGAACAUGACAUCGAGACGCCUUACGGCCUUCUGCACGUCGUGAUCCGGGGCUCCCCCAAGGGGAACCGCCCGGCUAUCCUCACCUACCAUGACGUGGGGCUCAACCACAAGCUGUGCUUCAAUACCUUCUUCAAUUUUGAGGACAUGCAGGAGAUCACCAAGCACUUCGUGGUGUGCCACGUGGACGCCCCGGGUCAGCAGGUGGGGGCGUCACAGUUUCCUCAGGGGUACCAGUUCCCCUCCAUGGAGCAGCUGGCCGCCAUGCUCCCCAGUGUGGUACAGCACUUCGGGUUCAAGUACGUGAUUGGCAUUGGAGUGGGAGCCGGAGCCUAUGUGCUGGCCAAGUUCGCACUCAUCUUCCCCGACCUGGUGGAGGGGCUGGUGCUGAUGAACAUCGACCCCAACGGCAAAGGCUGGAUCGACUGGGCGGCCACCAAGCUCUCCGGCCUCACCAGCACUUUACCCGACACGGUGCUAUCCCACCUCUUCAGCCAGGAGGAGCUGGUGGGCAACACAGAGUUGGUGCAGAGCUACCGGCAGCAGAUCUCGAACGUGGUGAAUCAGGCCAACCUGCAGCUCUUCUGGAACAUGUACAACAGCCGCAGAGACCUGGACAUUAACCGGCCUGGGACAGUGCCCAACGCCAAGACACUCCGCUGCCCCGUGAUGCUGGUGGUCGGGGAUAACGCACCUGCCGAGGAUGGCGUGGUCGAGUGCAACUCCAAACUGGAUCCAACCACCACGACCUUCCUGAAGAUGGCAGAUUCCGGGGGUCUCCCCCAGGUCACACAGCCCGGGAAGCUGACUGAAGCCUUCAAAUACUUCCUGCAAGGCAUGGGCUACAUUGCGUACUUGAAGGACCGAAGGCUGAGUGGUGGAGCAGUGCCCUCGGCCAGCAUGACUCGUCUUGCCCGCUCGCGCACCGCGUCCCUCACCAGCGCCAGCUCGGUGGACGGCGGCCGCCCGCAGGCCUGCACCCACUCGGAGAGCAGCGAGGGGCUGGGCCAGGUCAACCACACCAUGGAGGUGUCCUGUUGAAGCCCCGGGUCCCGCGAAGACGCCCACUCGUCCCCCUUCACCCGCAUCGACGUCCCACGGCCACCCUCUCGCGGCUCAUUUCCCCUUUAGUUUAUUUUUGUGAGGGCAAAGGGGGAGGAAAUGGGGUUACUUCUCUUUUGUUUAAAAAGAAGAGGGGAUCCGUCUAGAUGCUGCAGCGGAACAGUCUCCAGAUGGUUUGAGGGGCUCACUCCUCCCCACCCCAUUCCCCUCACGCACCUCGUUAACUUGGCUGACUCAGUCCCUCUCUUCCGACUCCCCAAGGCCCCGGCACAGUGAGGGCACCUUUCCAGGGAGGGAAGGGGAUUAGCUCAGGAAAGACUCAGAGUCCUCCUCUGACCAGGAUCCAGGAUAACAUCCUGGGUCAAAGAAAGCAUGGGUUGACCCCCUGGGCCAGGCAGGUUUUAAGAUGGGGAGGGGAUUUUGAGGUGGUGGGUGCUGGGCCAGCAGGAACACGGGGUCCAGCUCGCGCACUGGCGUGAGGACCAGGAGACAGCUCCUUUCCUCUGCAGCCCCAACACCUAGCGCGUCUGUUUUUCUUCUUAGCACCUAUGACAGUCGUCUGAACAGCAGCCACAAGGGGGCGCUACUACCAGACAGCAGUUUUGCGGGUGCUCUCCCGGCAGGCCUGGUGCCCUAGGGCCAGGCAGGCAGGGGCUGAAGGGGGCUGCUUUGAACACGGAGACAGAACACGAAGGACCCGAGGGCAGGAACCCUAUAGACUGUCCCUUCCAGCUCCACACUCGGCCACCUCCUGGCCCUGGCCGGUUGCUGAGCCAAGGCCCUGAGGCAGAACCUCACCUGGUCCUCUGCCUCCAUAGGGAGCUGACUGGGGCUGAGGUUAAAGGCUGGGAUAGCCUUUGAGUGUUGGGUGUACUAAUGAGAACUUCGUGGUGACUGCUUUUGGAAGCCUGCACAGUGGCGGCUCAGAAUUCCUAUAGAGUUCCCUCAGAGACCCCCCUUUUUGCCCCCAGGUCCCAUGGAGGACAACUCAGUAGCAGCGUGGCCAAGGUCACUAGAAAUGUUUCUAGAGAGAGUUCUAGACAAGAUAUGCCAGUGUUUCACAUAGGCACCACUGAGCAAGUUCAUGUGGAGAAACCUGGUCCAAGGUAGUCCCACAUCACUGUCCUAGCCAGGUGGAGGAGGCCUAGGCUGGGGCUUGCUGGCGCCCGGGUUGGGAGGUGACGUUUCCUGAAGUGAACAAGGGCCAGGCGGAAGAGCAAGGCUCUCCACACCCCAGCCCCUUCCUGUCACCCGAAGCCCAGCAGUGUGCCAUAUACUUCCUAUCCACCCACCUUACCAGGUAGAAUCUCCUGGUCCAGAAACCAGAAGCCAUUUGUCUCUAAGCCUAAAUCAAUUGCCAUAAGCCCCCAAAUGAGCAAAGAGAAGAGGAGAGAGCAAUGAAAAAUGCAGGACUGUGGAGGGGGUUGGGUGCUUGUGGGGCUGAGGAGACACCUGCAUCCACAUUUCCUCUGCAUAUGUCACCCCCUUCUAUACUCUUAAGCCAUUACUCUAGACUGCUCUAGAGCCCGUGGAGUGUUAGUCUGUCCCCAGUUCUGUUCACUCACGUGCUUCCUCUGAAUAUCGAAUGUGACUGUUUGAAAGCUGGUGGAAUUAAUCCCUUACUGUAGAUAGCGCUGUGAAUCUUGGAUUUCUUUUCUGUGUUCUUUCAGAUGAGAUAUCUAUAAAUAUCUAUACAUUAUAUAUAUGUAUAUUGGGUACUCCCACGUGUGGCUUUCCAUCGGAGGUUGUGUCUUCUUUGGUCAAAGUGAACUUUUAAUGGAAUUAUUUUCCUCUCUGUACAAAGUGAAGAGCCUACUCUUGUGUAUUCUGGUGGCUGAUGUCCUGAGACUCUUGAGAUGACAAAAUGUAAAACAAAACCCCUUGUCAACGUAGAAAGACUUAACUGUGCUGAAAAACUAAUAAAGUAAUAA
This is a messenger RNA of Dama dama (fallow deer), 3252 nucleotides long. RefSeq names its product NDRG family member 4 (gene NDRG4). The transcript is spliced from 17 exons. Bases 86 to 1300 code for a protein of 404 amino acids. Gene Ontology annotation, cellular component: cytoplasm. Gene Ontology annotation, biological process: positive regulation of ERK1 and ERK2 cascade; signal transduction; brain development. The record is from RefSeq and is a predicted model, not a curated record. Lineage: Eukaryota; Metazoa; Chordata; Mammalia; Artiodactyla; Cervidae.